Naegleria gruberi is the source of this 1551-nucleotide messenger RNA. RefSeq lists its product as uncharacterized. Bases 1 to 1551 code for a protein of 516 amino acids. The record is from RefSeq and is a predicted model, not a curated record. The transcript has a single exon. NCBI's taxonomy places the organism in Eukaryota, Heterolobosea, Eutetramitea, Acrasida, Naegleriidae.
AUGAAAUCACUCCGAUUUGAUGCAAUCCAAAAACUUUCCUCAAUUCUCUAUGAAUUCAUACCACUCUAUGUGGCCUUUAAUGAAUUGAAUAAUUUAAUGAAGGAUAUAAGGCCCUUCAUUCCAGAAUCCAUUACAAGACAAUCUGAUGAAGAAGUACUGGACUUGGAUGAAGAAGAACGGAGAAACAAGCAAAUGAUCGAAAUGAGAAAGAAAUUAAUGCCAAUUGCUAAGAAAAUUGCAGCUCAACAGAAACCAAUUACAAAGGUAAUAACGGUACAGAAAUCAAAAUCGAGAGUUGAUUUGAACACUCUCAAACCAAACAUUAAUGAGCAAAAGACAAACGAACAAAAACCAGUUGAAUCAAUAACUCCACAACAAAAACCACAACAACAAACGCCAAUGGCAAGUUCAUUAUUGGAUCCAAACUUGGAGGAGAGGCCAAACUCUGCAGUGGACAAAUUAAGGAACGCAGUUUCCAAGGCAGUUGCCAAAGCAACAAAACCAAGAAUCGAAGGUUCUCUCUCUUUGCAAAUCAAUGUCAACCUUCAUGAUAAUAUGUCUGAAGUUAGUAGUGUCUUUAAUUCUUCAAGAGAGUUUGGCUCCAACUUGGGAAGUGGAUUUUCACCUGAAUUUAAAAAAAAUUUUGGGUUAGGGUUGACUUCACACAUUACAACAAUAAUUAUUAUUCAAUUUAGAAACUUUGACGGAAAGAGUUAUCCAAAUACUGCAGAUUUAUUGUCAGUAUUUACAUUGCUUUUCCAAAAAGUCCAAAGCGUUAGCAGGCAAUUCAGAGGAAGAACGGCUAUCAUCACUCCAAAGGUUCUCAUGAUCAGUUUUGAAGUUGGUAAAAACGCGGAAAGAAAUGCCUUACUAUGUGCUCUUCAAUUAGAAAAACAAAUGCAAUCAGUCAAUACACAGCUCACAGAACAGGUAAAUCUUCCCCCAGUAGAAUUUGGAAUUGGUGUUUCGAGGUCUGAAUGUUUGGUGGGUAAUAUUGGUACGGCUGCUGUGAGAUAUUCUGCAUUGAUUGGAGCUUGUUCAAGCAAUGCAUUGCGAUUAGCUGCUCUGUGUGCAUACUUUGGUACUUCAAUUCUUACCGAUGAGUCGCUAACGCUUGCUCUUAACAUUGGUUUCAUUACACGUGCUGUCCACUUUAUGCACAAGAAAUCAAUCCUUGAUGAAAAAUUGUGCCUCGAUGAUGAUGAUGUGAAUAAGCAAACAAUUUUUCAAUUGUUGGGCGAGAGAAAGAUUUUGGAUGAUGAAUGGUUUUACGAAAUUCAACAACAAGAACAAAAUAACUUGUAUAAGGAAUUCGAUCAAGCAUUUGAAUUAUUGAGAGGAGAUGUUAACAUGACCUUGUUGAAAGAAAUAUGUGGAGUGUUUGAAGCCUAUUCAAGUAAGCAUCCAACUGAUAAGGUUGUUUCAUUGCUUUAUGCUCAAUUAUCAAAAUAUUUACAAUAUGAUGCUGAAGAAGUUGUGGAAGCAAUAAGAGCCUUUAGUUUAGAAAAGACCGAUAUCCCACUUCACACUGAUCCAUCAUUCAUUCUUUAA